AUGGAUUAUUAUUUACUCAAAAACUCAUCAGGAACUGGGUCAGAAAGUAGCUCUAAAUCAUCAGCCAGGCCAUCAAAUAGGCCAAUCACUGUGAGAAAAGAGGAUUCUAAAAUGAUGACAAAAACUCCAACUUUGAAACUAAAACCAAUCACUGUACCUCCAAAAACUGGUGCCCAGAGCUUGUAUAAUGUCCAACCAUCCAAAGGCCCCACUACACCAGUGUCUGCCCCUCCAGUUCCGCAUAGAACCCCACCAUCUGCUACCCCACCAACUCCAACUACUCCUACACCCAACUCUGGUGUGUCAGGCUUAGGUAAGGCCACCAAAUCUAGAAAGGGCUCCCUCUCUGCUGUCAUAGACAGAUUAGCAACCAAACAACAAUCAAAAUCUCAUGAGCCCCAACAGCAAAUUACAGAAUUCAAAGUUCUUGAGAGAAAACCGGAGAUUGUUUCCUUUGAGAGCAAACCUACCAGUAAUACUCCCAGUAAAGAAAAGAGAUCUAGUGAAUCUAUAGCUAAAGAGAAAUCAGUGAUGAAAUUAGAUCUGUCAAAAACCAAACAGUCAAAGCCAAGUACAGGUGUUAGUACACCCACUAAAGACUCAUCCAAAUCUGCUACCUCUAAUACCAAAGUAACUACCCCAAAUUCAAAAGUUUCUACCCCUAAUUCUAAAGUAUCCACCCCUAAUUCAAAGGUUCCAAGUUCUAUUUCAAAAAGUUCAACACCAAACACCAAAGUCUCGACCCCAACUCGACCUGAAAAGAGUAUCCUGAAAACUCCUGAUGUUAAAAAGCCUGAAAAUAUUAUUCCUACAUUGCCUCGAAAAACUGAAAGUGCUAAUAAUGCUACAAUGCCAAGAAAACCUGAAAAUGUUAACACUCCUGCAAUGCCAAGAAAAUCUGAGAGUGUAAAUGUUCCCAUGAUGCCUGCGAAGAGCUUAGUCUUGAAUGAAGAAACUGGUCAAAUGGAACCCAUAAAAGAUACCCCCAAAGUCCCAAUUGAUCCAUCUAAACAAGUGAUAGGCACAGAUAGUGAUGAUAAAUCAAAGCUUGAUGCCAGGAUUUCAGGUGAGAGAAAGGGUUUGUUUCAGACCCUUCAAGAAAUGGAGAAGAGAAAAUCGCAAUCACCUCUUCAUACCCAAGGGAAAGCAAAUCCAGACACAAAUAGUAAACCAACAGAAAAUCUCAGACCAAAAUCUGAAGCAACUCCAAAACUCUCAGUUAAUGUUAAUAACAAGGGACCUGUUGAGAUUGAUUUGAUUAGUCCUGAUGAUUCAAAUGGUAAUGAUAUUCCAGCACUUGUACCACAGUUCAGUGAUUCUUUCCCACCAUCUGGUAAUGUUAACCCUAAAGAUGAACGACCACCACUUUCUCCAAUUGAACAGAGGAUUGAGCCAAUUAGUCCUCCUAUAAUUGAACCAAAACAAAGGAGACUUGUCCCUCUGAGUCCCAACAGUGAAGGCAGUCCAGGCCUUGUUAUUGAUUUUCCUAAUACGCCUAAAUCAAAUACGAUAUCACCCUUGGUGAAACGUACUGUUACACCUCAACCAAAAACAAUCUCCCCGACGCCAAAUAACACAGAACAGGUGCAAUCUGAAGGAGUGUCGGGAGCCCCUGCAAGGACAGCCUCACCCAGUGUGUCGAAUACAAUAGUUGGGGUGGGUGUUAGUGUAUCUCCCGCUAGGGCUAAAGACCUUGUUAAGACUCAUACCCCAUCUCCCCAUUCCUCACCCCUCAUGCUUGAUGAUGAACUUAUGGAUGCAGCGAUUACUGGUGGAUUUGGUAGCAAUUCAUGAAACAUCUGGCAUCUCUCAAUUGGGCUCAAUCAAUUUAAUCAUUCUCAAUGUGUUGAAUAUUUUAUAUAAGUCAAUGUUAGAAACAAAUCAUGUAAAACAGAGUUGCUCUUUGCAUUCUGAUAACAAAUUGUAGUAACUCAAGAAUGGUCCAGGAGAUAUGUCAAACUUUUCAAAAGAACAACGCUUCAUUUGAAGUAUCUAAUUCACUUUUAUACUCAUCUGCCUACCUCUCUAAGUUAAUUCUGGUUACAGGCUCCAGUACUAAAUGUAUAACGAACCUCUGGUCAUCACCUAUGCUAUUUGUGUAAUUACAUUACUGUACAUACUGUCAUACUUUCAUAGAAAU
Owenia fusiformis is the source of this 2140-nucleotide messenger RNA. The record is from the annotation of a GenBank genome assembly. NCBI's taxonomy places the organism in Eukaryota, Metazoa, Annelida, Polychaeta, Sabellida, Oweniidae.